Molecule: messenger RNA, 1596 nt
Organism: Ooceraea biroi (clonal raider ant)
Lineage: Eukaryota; Metazoa; Arthropoda; Insecta; Hymenoptera; Formicidae
Product: myotrophin
Biological process (GO): protein K6-linked ubiquitination
Cellular component (GO): BRCA1-A complex; BRCA1-BARD1 complex
Molecular function (GO): protein binding; ubiquitin-protein transferase activity
Source: RefSeq, a predicted model, not a curated record
CUGGAAAGCUUGCGGUAUCUGUAUCUCGUCGGUGGCGUCUAUGUCCGUAACACGGUGGUAAUCUCAAUUCUCAAUCAGUGACACUCGACUUUUUUGUUAAAUUUUACGGAUGAAUGAUUAAAGCACGAAACAAGUAAGAGAAUAGAGGCAAAAGAAGGAAGCAGACGGUAUACAACGGUUCGUCGUGUGAAUCCGCAAAAACGACGACGAAAAUGAGUGAGCUUGUUUGGGGAAUCAAAAACGGCGAUCUCGAGCAAGUACGAGAUAUCGUCGAGAACAAGAAUAUCGAUGUAAAUCAAAUGAUAGAUGGAAGAACGCCAUUACAUUAUGCAGCUGAUUAUGGCCAAAGUGAGGUUGUCAGAUAUUUAUUGGACAAAGGAGCUAAUGCCAACGCUACGGAUAAACACGGAAUCACUACAUUGUUGGCGGCAAUUUGGGAAGGACAUACAAACUGUGUAAAAUUGUUACUGGAGAAAGGUGCUAAACCAGAUGGCUUAACACCGGAUGGCACGAGCUAUCUGGAUGCGGCCGAGAAAGAUGACAUUAAACAGCUUCUUAAACUCCACUAGCAUAAAGCUAAACAAAAUCUGGAAUUAUAAUUUUGUUACUUUAGUACGUUAAUAUUUCUCCUUAUAGAAACAAAGGAGAGAAAAAGAGAGAGAAAAAGAAUUAUUCCAUCAUAGCUUUGUUUUGAUUUUUCGCCUAUGAUGACUACGGUAUUAUAUUUAAGCACUAUAAAUUAAAUUUUAAACAUGGAUAUGUGGAUGUUGUAUAAUAAUAAUAAUAAUAAUAAUCAGCAUAUCGAGAGAAAAUGUAUAAUAGAAAGCUCAUAUUCUUCUCAUCGUAAUUAAUUCUCCAAGGUCCUAAAUACACAUAUAGAUUUUCGGUUAAUAAUGACAAGAUAUUUGUUUGUAAUUACUCGAGACGACAGUUUAAUUUGUAAUCAUACAUACAUGCAUAGGUACAUGCAUACAUACAUACAUACAUACAUACAUACAUACAUGGAUAUAUACACGCACAAGUACACGCACAUACAUUAAUAUAAUGUAUUUUGAUAUAUUUUAUAAGAGAAAAAUAAGAGAUGAUUAUCACAUACAGUUUUUACAUGUAUAUCGGUUGUUAUUAAUUUCUGUAAACCCCAACAAAAAUUGUUCAAUGUGUAUUUUUAUGUAACGAUUUGUUGAGACGUAUUAUUUCAUAUUUUAUCUGAUGUUUCUAUAACGAUUGUGAACAAAGUGCAAAAAAUGUAUCUGAUAUGUCUGCCUAAUAAGUCCCACAAAGGACAUAUGUAUAACUUGCUUUAUAAGUACCAUAAUGUGUAAUAUGUUUUAAAAAAAUACCAAGGAUGUACAAUAAUCAAAAUAAGUAAAAAUACAUAAUCGUUAUGAACAUUGGGUAAUUCUGCAUCAUAAGGCAGCUACUAAUGAUCGUGACACGUAUUGUCGAAUUGUCAAGAUUGAAUAGCCACUAAAAGUGUAAUGAAUAAAAUCAAACGUAAGUUUUCAACUACUGGGUGGGUUGAAAGUGUAUUUAUACUUACAAUCUUAUAUUCAGGCAAGGAGAUUGCCCAAAUAAAAUAAACGAAUGCAUCACAUA